AUGGUCGAGCACUUUAACUGGGCCUCCUCCCCAAAUCUAAACCAGCACCACUUCAUCUCCUUCGCGAAUCUACUCGCGCUCCGAAAUGGGGGACAGGUUGAACCAGCCUGGUCGCUGCAUGAUUUCGAAGAUGAGGAAGCAAGAGAAGAAGAAGAAGAAGAAGAAGAAGAAGAAACCAACCCCGACACCGCAGGCGAUGCAAACAGCGUCAACACAAACCAAGUCCAGCAGAUCUCAGACUCGGGGCAUAGCAGGCUAAAACGAAAGUUUCUGGAUUGUCUAGCAGAGCUAGCUGCGAACGACAAGGGGGCGAGGUUUGUGGCGUGCUCUGGGAUGACAGAGGGCGAGGAUGAGGUGACGGUGUGGAUCAGUCGGAAUGAAGGGUUUCGGGACGUUGAUUAUGCUGUUUUUGGGAGAUUGGGUGGUUUGCUUGCGGGGUUGGGUUCUGUGGAUCCGGGAAGUCGACAUGCUGAGGAACUGUGGAGCGAGAUGUUGACGUACUACCGUGCUCGACUUGAGAGUACGUAUAUCCCGAGCUUGAGGUCGAGCUUGAAGGAUUGUGAACAGUUCUUUCGUGACGAUAAGGAUGAUGAAUUUACCCCAGUUCAUCAGCGCCUGCAAGCAUUCCACCGCUUGAUCUUCGACGGGAGUAUCCCCGGCCAAUCCGUGACAGGCAGACAUAGCGUCCUCGUCGUCGAGGCCUACGAGCUACGGAUGAUGAAGCCCGUCCGAGAACGCCUCUAUACCUCGCGGCACAGCACACCACGAACAAAGAAACUAUGGGAAAGCAUCUGCUUCCUCGGCCGACUACGCGUCGCCUUCAAAACAUUCAAAGAUAUCGCGCUCAACCUCCCCAGCUUCAAGAAAGUAACUAUAAUCCCCAUAUCUCGCGAUAUCGCCACGCAAAAGGCCCUACAGAGUCCCCUCAACCUAGGCCAGGCAUUCAAUCUUCUCGACGUACCCUUAGACCCAUCGACGGUCAAAAAGGUAAUAGGCCAGAAAUGGACCGUCCCCAAAGCAAAAGCCAGUUUCGGGGAUUUACAGAAACAAAAGCUGAACGUGCACGCCGAGGUCCAAAUGGUCCUUUAUCUUAGUAAGGUUGGACAAACGUUCGAUCGUCUGGUUCCAUAUUUUGGGUGUAGCAAGUACAGCUGUUUCAUGUGUUGGAAUUUCCUGCAGGCGCAUAGCAAGAUCAGAACUAGGGGCUGUCAUGGCCGGUUGUUUAAGCCGUGGUCUGUUCCUGAGGUGUCGGGGAUGGCACCUGGGAGCCCGAAGAAAAUAUCACAUGCACUUAUCCAACUACAAAGACGUCUGAGGAAGGAGUUGAAGGCUGAGAUUAAGAAAGGGGUUAGCCAAGAAAAGACUGCGCGAAGGAAGGCUGAGAUAGAGCGGAUGAGGAUGCGAGCUGAGCAGGAACGAGUGACUGAGUUUUUCAAACGGUCAAUGUGGAAAGAACAAGCAUUAAACUAUCAGCGUUCACGCGUGGAUGCUCAGCCAAACACUGCUGGUGCUCCACCUGAUUAUGCAGAGUAUCUCGGUGAAUGCUAUACCUGCUCUGGAGAUACGUCACGAAGAUGCAGUCUAUGCCAGAAGGACUUCUACUGCAGCCCAUUGUGCGAAGACAAGCGAUCCGGGCGGCAUCUCUUCACAUGCACGAAACGCCCCUUAACAUCUGCGGAUUUCCUGUACAGGAACAUCGAAAAAGACCGGCUGCCUGAAGAAGAAGAAGUCUGCUCAGACUUCGGGUUCAAUUACUUCAACUCUUUUGCAGACAAGAGUAAGCUCUUGGGGCUUUAUAAAGGCUUGUGGCUAGCCGAAAUCCCGGUUGAGGAUAUCCACAAGUGGCAGGUUGAAGGCUCCCUUGUCGCCAACAUCAAAAAACAUUUUAACCAGAUUUCUGAGCGAUACCGAGGGGGAUACUUUCCCUGGUUUCUAGAGCAUACCCAAUGCCUAGACAAGCCGAUCACAGAAGAAGAGGCAACGCAGAGAACUGUAGCCACAUUUUUCGACCAAGCACGCUCUUACCUAGACAAAGAAGACCGGGACAAGCACCACGAGAAACUCGAACCAGAAUCCAAGCGGGACUGUUUCUACAUGCUAGCCCUAACUCUACACAUGGCCAACCCCAACCCCAUACAAACCCACUGGUUCAAUUUCGGCUUUUGCACGUCUGACGACGAAUACCAUGAAAGGACUCUUGGGGGCAUGUACCAAAGACUACUCGUCGGCGACAAACUCUACGACGAUGUCCCAACCCGCAGGCCGCGAAGGAAAGAUGUACAAACAGCCACAUUCACAGAGUUCUGGAAAGCCUAUGAAUCGGGAACAAUGAUCCAGCUAAUGGACUCGAAGGGCCUUGGACGCGAGCGGCUUAAGUUCCCCUUUCUGGAACAGUUCUUCUCAAGUCCACCCGGUGGGCCGCAUCUGUCUGUCUGGUCGCUGAAGCAAUUCCUGGCUAUUAACAACCCGGCCGAGUUCCCGCCCAUUCCUGUGAUCAGCGUGGACUACGGAUUCGUGAAUUGUGAGACAUUCACGGAAACAUGCACCUUGAUGGAAAUUUACAAGAGACUACUGUGUGAUGCUAGUCCGCUGGAUCUCCACGAGGCGUGUAUUGCUGGGAAGUUGUUUGAGUUUGCGGAGCGUUUUCACACGAUGGAUCAGUCGCAUAGGAGGUUGAUGAAGAACUUUUAUCCCUUACCUGAGGUUUGA
Aspergillus bombycis is the source of this 2709-nucleotide messenger RNA. Its product is annotated as nucleic acid/nucleotide deaminase domain-containing protein. The transcript is spliced from 4 exons. The record is from RefSeq and is a predicted model, not a curated record. NCBI's taxonomy places the organism in Eukaryota, Fungi, Ascomycota, Eurotiomycetes, Eurotiales, Aspergillaceae. The coding region runs from base 1 to 2709 and encodes 902 amino acids.